AUGGCUUAUGCUUAUCUUUUCAAAUACAUCAUUAUUGGCGAUACCGGCGUCGGUAAAUCCUGUUUACUGCUUCAAUUUACUGAUAAACGAUUUCAACCUGUCCAUGAUCUGACCAUAGGUGUGGAAUUCGGUGCACGUAUGAUCACCAUUGAUGGUAAACAGAUCAAACUACAAAUAUGGGAUACCGCUGGUCAAGAAAGUUUUCGUUCAAUUACUCGUUCUUAUUAUCGUGGCGCAGCUGGCGCUCUUCUUGUUUAUGACAUAACACAACGACACACGUUCAAUCAUCUGACCAGUUGGCUAGAAGACGCAAGACAACAUUCGACGUCAAAUAUGGUCAUCAUGCUCAUUGGAAAUAAAUGUGAUUUAUCUGCACGACGUGAAGUGCAAAAAGAAGAAGGCGAAGCAUUCGCACGUGAACAUGGAUUGAUCUUUAUGGAAACAUCGGCUAAAACAGCUGCCAAUGUCGAAGAUGCAUUUAUCAACACUGCACGGGAAAUUUAUACCAAAAUUCAAGAAGGUGUUUUUGAUCCAACAAAUGAAGUUACUGGUAUUAAAAUUGGGCCUCAAAUUGGUAAUCCUGGUGGGGCGCCUCCUCGUCAGAGUCCGGCGCAAGUCAUUGAUUGUUGUGUGUGUAUCGACGAGUGUUUUAGAAUGGCUGAUCUAGUUGAUGAAGUGCAACUGCGAACGGCGGAAGAAGCGAAAACUGUUUCGGCUUUUAAGAAUGAUGUUGAGAAUCUUUACGUGUAUCGUGAUGAUCUAUUCAAACCAAAGUCGAAACCGACGGAAUCGGUGAAAAAUCGUUAUAAAUUAAUUCGCACACGGCUUGAACAAAUCCUCUUGAAUUACAAUGAAAUUGAAGAACAAAUUCGUGAUCCAUGUCAACGAGCACUGUUUUCCUAUUGGAAAGGUCGUGCAUUUAAUAUCUUUCCUGAAUACGAUAAACGUGCGACGGAUUAUUUGAGUAAAGCCGCACUUCUUCAACCGUCGAAUGUGCUGACGUUAAACGAACUCGGAGAAAGUUAUGCAAAGAACGGCGAAUUUGAAAUGGCGGCCAAUUGUUUUAAAAAUGCGAAUAACAAAGAGAAAAGUCGUGCAGUUUUGAGAAAUCUGUCGAUUGUUACCCGUCAAUUAGCUUCGAAAGUGACUGAUCGUACUGAACGAAAUCGUAUGAUCGAAGAAAGUAUCCAAUACGCUAAACAAGCGGUUGAACUCGAUGUUAAAGAUGGUGCUUCUUGGUAUACACUUGCCAAUUCUUAUGUCUGUUUUUAUUUUAUGGUUGAAAAUCAUCCGAAAAAUUUAAAACAAGCAUUUAGCGCUUAUAAUCUUGCGCUCAAAGAUCCAGCAUCGGAGAAUGAUGGCGAUUUACAUUACAGUCGAGGAGUGGCACUUCAAUAUCAUGAAGAUUAUGCCGAAGCUCUUGCUUCCUAUGAACAUGCCCUCGAACUGGAUGGUGAAAAUGAAGAUGCACGGAACAAUCAAGAUCAAUUACUUAGUUAUUUACGUACAAUUACCGAUCUGAUCGCAUGCAAAGGUCGAAUCAAACCAAAGAAGUUCAAAACGUUAAUAUCAAUUCUAAACGAAACACCUCCAUUCUAUAACAAUGUUGUUCCACUUCAAUUUCUUCGUCCAGGCGAGAAUGAAAACGCCACAUAUCGCGGCACUGUCGUUGCCAGUCUGGGCGUUCAAGACGUUAAACUAAUGUUUAUCUUAGUUGAUACGGAAGAACGUUGUGUUUUAGUAACUGUGUAUUAUGUUGAUAUUUCGACAUCGGUUUCACUUGGUGAUAUUAUCGAGAUUCCAAAACCAGUUUAUCGUUUGAUGAAUAUCGAAUGGCGAAAAGAGAAAUUUUCGAUUCCGGCAUUACGAGUUGAUUCGCCAAAGAAUUUGAAAAUCAAUGGAAAAGAUUGGCCCAUGAAUACCUACGCUCCACCUGCGAUUUCACUCAAAGUGAAAUUUUAA
Messenger RNA from Adineta ricciae, 1962 nucleotides. The record is from the annotation of a GenBank genome assembly. Lineage: Eukaryota; Metazoa; Rotifera; Eurotatoria; Adinetida; Adinetidae.